Molecule: messenger RNA, 657 nt
Organism: Amphibalanus amphitrite
Lineage: Eukaryota; Metazoa; Arthropoda; Thecostraca; Balanomorpha; Balanidae
Product: major mite allergen Der p 23-like
Exons: 3
Coding region: 93-359 (88 amino acids)
Cellular component (GO): extracellular region
Molecular function (GO): chitin binding
Source: RefSeq, a predicted model, not a curated record
GAGGGCAGCGAUAUAUUGGCCGCCGGCCCAGAGACGUCCUCAGUGGUCUCACAGUGGUGGUCAGACGACAGAGCGGUGUCCAAGACUACACGAUGGCGGCGAGACGGGCUCUCCUUGUGUGCGCGCUGCUGGCGAUCGUCAGCUCCAGCCUCGGCUCUCAGUUCGGAUCUGUGGAUGGGACGACCACUGAGCCUCCGUCGUUCCAAUGCAACUCCGAGUACGGCCUGUUUCCCGACCCGGACAACUGCCACGCCUUCUACGAGUGCAACGAGUUCAUCCCGUUCCACUUCGACUGUCCGGACAACCUGGCCUGGAACGACGCCGCGCACAUGUGCGACUACGACCCGACUUGCAAGUAGAUGACUGAAAACGAAGAACGGAAGAUCGCCUGACUUUACUGGAUCAUCAGCAACUUUGUGUGAAUGACACACAGCCGUCGCCUGCUUUAAACGGCUUUGGUUAUAGCGGCUGACGCUGAAUUGUCAGCUCGCGUAUUUAUAGCUCCGUGAGGCAGAACGGCUCUGUUUCUUAGAGUCAGACGAUAUUAUUGUGAAAAUAAGCGGUUUUGUGCUGAAGAGCCCUUUGAAAACCCAAAGUUUCAGCGUGAUAAAGGCAGGCAUGUAACUACGACGACGACAUAAUAAACUUUUACAUAUA